AUGUAUCUUCUUGGUGUGCAUUUGGCGGAUCACAAGCUUGUCAGGAUCGCCCUGACGAACUUCUACGGCAUCUCAUACGACACGGCGAACCGGCUGUGCGCCCGGCUCUCGCUGCACGAUCGAGCGACGGUCUCGUCUCUCACGGAAUCGCAGAUCACCCAACUCUCCGCAUACCUCUCCUCCCCUGGCUCGAUCCCCGCGCGAAAACCAUCGCCCACAUCCCUAUCAACCGCCGAAGAGGACCUCGCUCGACCGUCGCUAGAUCCCAACCCCGCGAACGACCCGCUACGACAGAUCAAGAUCGAGGCAGACCUCAAACGCGUCCUCCACGCCAACAUCAACCACCACCGAAACGUAGGCAGCUACAGGGGAAGGAGACAUGCAAGCCAUCUGCCGGUGAGAGGUCAGAGAACGAGCACGAAUGCGAAUACGGCCAAGAAGCUGAACCGGUUGGAGAGGAGGGGGUUGGCGACGCAGGUGGAGCGAGCGAGGCGCGAGGUUUCGUUGGAGGAGCUGAUGAGGCCGUUGGCGAGGUUGAGAUUUGCACAGGAGCAUGAGUAA
This is a messenger RNA of Pseudozyma hubeiensis SY62, 561 nucleotides long. RefSeq lists its product as hypothetical. Gene Ontology annotation, biological process: translation. NCBI's taxonomy places the organism in Eukaryota, Fungi, Basidiomycota, Ustilaginomycetes, Ustilaginales, Ustilaginaceae. The record is from RefSeq and is a predicted model, not a curated record. The transcript is spliced from 2 exons. Gene Ontology annotation, cellular component: small ribosomal subunit; mitochondrion; ribosome. Bases 1 to 561 code for a protein of 186 amino acids. Gene Ontology annotation, molecular function: RNA binding; structural constituent of ribosome.